Molecule: messenger RNA, 525 nt
Organism: Effrenium voratum
Lineage: Eukaryota; Dinophyceae; Suessiales; Symbiodiniaceae
Source: the annotation of a GenBank genome assembly
GAGCUGCGGCGCAAGCGCCGGGAGCAGAAGGACCUGCUGCGGGAUGCCCAGCUGCGGGAGGAGCGGAAGCGGCGCCAGGAGGAACUUGCCAAGCGGGAGCGCGAGCUGGAAGAGCAACGAAGGAGGGAGGAGGAGGAGAGGAAGAAGAAAGAGAAGGAGCGCAAGGAGCACGAGCGAAAAGCGCGGCAGGAGGCGCGGCUGGCGGAGGAGAGGCGAAGGAUACAGGAGGAGGCGGAUCGUCUUGAGGAGCAACGACGGGCAGAGCAGCGUGCCGCAGAGGCCAAACGAGUCGAGACCGAGGAAGAGGCGCGAAGGCGCGAGGAGGUGGAGAAGGAGGAGCGCCGGAAGCGCGCGGAGCAGCGCAGGAAGGACAUCAAAGAGAAGGCGGAGCUCGCGAAGAAGGCCUUCGCGGCGGGCCUGUCCCCGGCGGCCGCCGCCUCGGCGGCGGCCUCGGCCCAGGCGGCGCAGGAGUCCACGCCGGAGGCGCAGCUCACUGUGGCUGUGCUGGGCCACCAAGGCGCUUGA